This is a messenger RNA of Penaeus chinensis, 1785 nucleotides long. RefSeq names its product gastrula zinc finger protein XlCGF17.1-like. Gene Ontology annotation, cellular component: nucleus. Gene Ontology annotation, biological process: regulation of transcription by RNA polymerase II. The record is from RefSeq and is a predicted model, not a curated record. NCBI's taxonomy places the organism in Eukaryota, Metazoa, Arthropoda, Malacostraca, Decapoda, Penaeidae. The transcript is spliced from 2 exons. Gene Ontology annotation, molecular function: DNA-binding transcription factor activity, RNA polymerase II-specific; RNA polymerase II transcription regulatory region sequence-specific DNA binding.
AUGCGGGUACGGAAACGAUUGCGGGAAGGAUCUGGGUCUGUCGAGAGAGCCAUCCAAGUGGAAGCCUCCGGAGAGAGAUAUGAUUCAGAGUGUUCGGAGUGUGAUGACAAGGAUGGAUAUGUUGACAUCCUAAAGCAACAUGUGUUAAUACACAGUGGAAAAAAAAUAUUCGAGUGUUCUGAACGUGGGAAACGAUUUGCUGACAGCGGUAAGCUGAAGAAAACCCAAGGAAUUCUGUCGGGAGAAAAACCGUUCGAGUGUUCCGAGUGCGGGAAAAGGUUUAAUCAAAGAGGUGAUAUGAAGACACACCAGAGGAUUCACUCAGGAGAAAAACCGUUCGAGUGUUCCGAGUGCGGGAAAAGGUUUAAUCGAAGAUAUUCUCUGAAGAUACACCAGGGGAUUCACUAAGGAGAAAAACCGUUCGAGUGUUCCGAGUGCGGGAAAAGGUUUAAUCAGAGAGGUGAUAUGAAGAGACACCAGAGGAUUCACUCAGGAGAAAAACCGUUCGAGUGUUCCGAGUGCGGGAAAAGGUUUAAUCAAAGAGGUGAUAUGAAGACACACCAGAGGAUUCACUCAGGAGAAAAACCGUUCGAGUGUUCCGAGUGCGGGAAAAGGUUUAAUCGAAGAUAUUCUCUGAAGAUACACCAGGGGAUUCACUAAGGAGAAAAACCGUUCGAGUGUUCCGAGUGCGGGAAAAGGUUUAAUCAGAGAGGUGAUAUGAAGAGACACCAGAGGAUUCACUCAGGAGAAAAACCGUUCGAGUGUUCCGAGUGCGGGAAAAGGUUUAAUCAAAGAGGUGAUAUGAAGACACACCAGAGGAUUCACUCAGGAGAAAAACCGUUCGAGUGUUCCGAGUGCGGGAAAAGGUUUAAUCGAAGAUAUUCUCUGAAGAUACACCAGGGGAUUCACUAAGGAGAAAAACCGUUCGAGUGUUCCGAGUGCGGGAAAAGGUUUAAUCAGAGAGGUGAUAUGAAGAGACACCAGAGGAUUCACUCAGGAGAAAAACCGUUCGAGUGUUCCGAGUGCGGGAAAAGGUUUAAUCAAAGUGGUUAUCUGAAGAAACACCAGAGGGUUCACCCAGGAGAAAAAAAGCGUUCGAGUGUUCCGAGUGCGGGAAAGGGUUUAAUCAAAGAUGUAAACUGAAGAGACAAUAGAGAAUUCACUCAGGAGAAAAAAACAGGGCUCCGAGUGCGAGGAAAGAUUUAAACAAAGCCAGAUAGUGCUCUGAUUUGUGUACAUUUAAUUCUGUCAGACAAAUAUAUAAUAGUACAUGGGAAUAUUUUGUAUAAUGUCUUUUGAAUAACGCAAGGUGACAAGUUCAUGCUAUAUGUUUGGUUUAUAAAAUAAGGGUCUCGGCUGACGAGUUUUUUUUUCUGAUUUUACUUUACCCAGAACGACUUCCAGAAACCAUUUUUUUAUUUGCUUUGUUGAUAAGGUAUUGUCCUCAGUGGUGGAAGGACUUUUGUUAAUGAAUUUAGUGAUUAAAAAGCGGAAGCGCUAUAUCUUCUCCUUGUUGCCUCUUAUAUUCCUAUUUUUGUCUCCGACAGAACUGAUAUAUAUAUAUAUAUAUAUAUAUAUAUAAGAUAUAUAGUAUUUAAUCCCACAUAUUCGUUUUAUCAAAAACAAACAUUAAUACUAAUGCCGGCUGAAGGGGAGACUUCAUUCACUAAAUAUGAUACCGGUUUUGUGUUCAUAAAUUUUGAUGGGAAAUCUCAGGACGGAUUCUGGCGAUCGGUUUGAGCGUGACGUCACACGCGAGUAUCUCCGAAGCUCAAACCUUCAAGC